This is a messenger RNA of Leucoraja erinaceus (little skate), 3326 nucleotides long. RefSeq lists its product as uncharacterized. Bases 231 to 3326 code for a protein of 1031 amino acids. Gene Ontology annotation, molecular function: zinc ion binding; protein binding; ubiquitin-protein transferase activity. NCBI's taxonomy places the organism in Eukaryota, Metazoa, Chordata, Chondrichthyes, Rajiformes, Rajidae. Gene Ontology annotation, biological process: protein ubiquitination. The record is from RefSeq and is a predicted model, not a curated record. The transcript is spliced from 15 exons.
AUCCCGUCCCUAGAGUACUACACGUCAGCCCAUUGCAUUUUGCAGGAGUGGCCUAUCUUGCUCCGUUAUAGGAUCUUUGGGCAGAAUCAAAAGCUGCCGGUAGCGAGUGAAACCUCGCCACAGAUGAAGGCAACUUGAGGGGCGGUUUUGUAACGACUCGUACUGCAACUCGCCUCAACGCCCCACUCAGAUUUUGACGGAGGUUUGCUGAGAAGUCUGGACCUUGAAUAAUGGCCUCCCUACCACCCCUUGGUCGACUCUUCAGCGAGGUGACCUGCUCCAUCUGCCUGGAUUUCUUCCAGGAGCCAGUGGCCCUGGAGUGCGACCACAACUUCUGCCGGCUGUGUAUCUCACGGAGCUGGGAGAAGGGUGACGCCUUCUACUCCUGCCCCGAGUGCAGGGAGGUGUUCAAGGAGAAGAGGUUGAAGCCCAACCGCAUGCUGGCUAACAUUGUGGAGGGCGUGAGGGAGCUGAAGCUGGAGCCCCGCCAGGGACAGUCAGCCUUCUACUGCCAGCGGCAUGAGGAGAGGCACAAGCUCUUCUGUCUGGAGUGCCAGGGUGUCAUCUGUGUGGUUUGCUCUUGUUCCAGUGAGCACCAAGGCCAUGUCAUCAUCCCCAUCGAGGAGGCUUACAUCCUAUACAAAGACAGGUUGGAAAAAUCCACAGAUUUUCUCCAGAUCCAAAAGGAGCAAGCAUGUCACAGUCAGAGCCAACAAGAAGCAAAGAUUUAUAAAAUCAAGGAGAAGGGCCGACUGCUGAAGGAACGGGUCGAGGUUGAUCUUUCCAGCGUCUACCGAUUCCUGGACUUGAGGAAGUGGGAGCUGGAGGCGAAGAUCGAUGAGGAGGUGUGCAGGACGGUUCAGCCCUUGCAAGAGGACCUGGCGAAGAUCUGCCUGGAAGCCUGCACGAUCGAGCAAACCAUCCGGGAUGUGCAGCUGCAACUGAGCUACGGGGAGCCCCAGGAGAUGCUACAGGACAUCAAGCAGUUGUUGGACAGAUGCAAACAGGAAUACAUCGCGCCAACGGACUUUCCCACCGACCUCCACACUGACUCUAUCAUCACACCUUUCCGUUACGUUAGAAUCUGGGAUGAGCUGAAAGCACUUGUGCCAGCCCGGGAGUCCGUGAAGCUGGACGCCAGGACAGCUCACCCUCGGCUGCUCCUGUCCGAGGACCUGCGCAGUGUGGUGGACGGUGAGAAGCGGCGUGAGUGCUCGCUCUCGCCCCAGCGCUUCAACCACUGGCUGUGCGUGCUGGCCGGCAGCGGCUUCAAGUCGGGGCGACAUUACUGGGACGUGGAGCUGGGGGGCAACCAGGCCUGCUUGCUGGGGGUGGCCAGCGAGUUGGCCGACCGGCUGAUCACCAGGCCGCUGGUGCCGCAGGACGGCUACUGGGUACUGGAGAUGAUCAACGGCAACCUGGUCAACCUGGGAGGGCCGGGGCCCCGGAGCCUCCCCCUCCGACACAAGCCGCAAACCAUCCGCGUGUACCUGGACUACGAGGAGGGGCACCUGUCGUUCUACGAUGCCGACAGCCUGUGCCACCUCUACACCCUGCACCACAAGUUCACCCACACACUCUUCCCUCUCUUCAACCCCCACAACAAGAAGGAAGGCAGUAGCAGUCCACUCAGACUGAGACUCGGCAAAGAAGUGGAAGUAGUUGGAAAUCGCGAAAAAUCAAUCGAGCAAUUCCAGUGCAUGGCACCCAGCGGGCCGGGUAACAUCUCGAGAGAAGAGGCAUUGGCUGCCCGACCCGCUGAGUUACUCCAGCAUUGUCUAUCUUUACAAUCUGCAGAUUUGUGCAAAGAAAUGUACCGGAAAUCGCCGCUUCUCCAUCCGAGCGAAAGUGAAACUUCACGGCCCGCGACAGCAAUGGCGAGCAUAGACGUGCUACAGUCGAUGAAAGAUGAGGCGCUUUGCCCCAUCUGCUUGGAUUUCUUUGUCGAUCCUGUAACGAUAGACUGCGGUCACAAUUACUGCCGGACCUGCAUCGUCCGGCACUGGCAGUCGGAGCGAGGGACGAUCACUUGCCCGCAGUGCCGGGCGCUGUUGCCCGAGAAGACGCUCAGGCCCAACCGGUUCGUGUCCAACAUCGUGGAGAAUGUACUGAAGCUGAGACUGGACGAGGCGGUGGUUCAGACGGAGCUCCGCUGCCAGGUGCACGACGAGAGGCUGAAGGUUUACUGCAGCGAUGACCGGAGGGCGAUCUGUGUGGUGUGUGCCACGUCCCGCGAUCACCAGGGCCACUCCACCAGCCCGAUUGGCGAGGCCGCUGAACUCUAUAAGGGAAAGGUACGGAAAGAAAUAGAGUCCCUCAAUGAACAAAUGGUUGAUAACUGUAAAAGUCAGGAUGAAGAAGAGGAAGAUGUCAAUAAACUGAAGAAAGAAUCUGCCGCCUUGCAGAAGGACAUUGAAUCUAAGUUCAAAGAACUGCACCAGUUUUUGCACCAGGAAGAGAAAAAGCUGAAAACAAAACUGGAGCAAAAGGAAAAUGCCAUAUUGCAACAAAAAGAUGAAAAUCUAAAGAAAAUCUCCGAACAGCAUGCGUCAAUUAAGCAAGCAAUCUCAGACAUGCAAGGAAAACUGAGUCUAGAAGAUGCAGAAUUUAUGCAGUGGCCUCAACUACCCUCUGUGGCAGAGAGUUCCAAAGAUUCACCAGAUAUUAAUAAUAUUCUUGGCCGGUGUGAAAACAUGCAGUUCCAGAGGGCCGCCAGAGUUUCCAUUGACCUCAGGCAAGAUGAUUUCAGCGGCCCCUUUCAGUUCAACCUGUGGAAACGGAUGCUGAAGCUAAUUAAUCCAGUCCCAAUCAAACUGAAGCUGAAUCCGGACACUGCGCAUCCGAGACUCAUCCUGUCCAGUGACCUAACAUCCAUCAGACUUGGUGCUAAACAGAAGGUCCCUGACAAGCCAGAGCGAUUUGUGCAGUGGCACGGUGUCCUGGCAUCUCAGGGCUUCAAUACUGGGAGCCACUACUGGGAGGUCGAGGUCGGAAGGAACACCAUGUGGAGUGUGGGAGUGGUAAAAGCAUCGGUAUUGAGGAAGGCGGAGUUCACACCGGAACCAAAAUCUGGUGCCUGGGUAUUGUGGCGUCUGGGAGAGGAAUAUACCACUAUGUCUUCACCACGUACUGCCCUCCCUGUUCCAGUCAAACCCCAGAGAUUGGGCAUCUACCUGAACUAUGAGGCUGGCCAAGUGACACUGUACAAUGCUGAUGACAUGUCACAUCUGUACACUUUCAGGGACAAAUUCACUGAGAAACUCUAUCCUUUCUUCUUAACGGGUUGCAAAAUUGAUUCAUUGCAAAUAGUCCACUUGAAUAUAUAG